Molecule: messenger RNA, 1692 nt
Organism: Tachysurus vachellii
Lineage: Eukaryota; Metazoa; Chordata; Actinopteri; Siluriformes; Bagridae
Gene: ptgis
Product: prostaglandin I2 (prostacyclin) synthase
Exons: 10
Coding region: 64-1521 (485 amino acids)
Biological process (GO): prostaglandin biosynthetic process
Molecular function (GO): monooxygenase activity; prostaglandin-I synthase activity; oxidoreductase activity, acting on paired donors, with incorporation or reduction of molecular oxygen
Source: RefSeq, a predicted model, not a curated record
AUACGGAAGCAUGCUGUAUACAAACACUGAUCUGACUGGCGAAAAGUGCACGAGCUUUACGCAAUGAUGUGGAUACUGGUGCUCGUGUUCAUCGGUGUUCUUUCUCUUGUCCUUUUUCUCUACACAAGGCGCACGAGGCAAAAUAACGAGCCUCCCCUGGAUAAAGGCACAGUUCCUUGGCUUGGUCAUGCCCUUGAGUUUGGAAAAGAUGCUGCCAAGUUCUUAACAAAGAUGAAAGAUAAGCAUGGAGACAUUUUUACAGUAUGUGUGGCUGGUCACUAUGUGACUGUCAUACUGGAUUCCAAUUGCUAUGAUGCUGUGCUUGCAGACACCAAAUCUUUUGAUCUGACUCGUUACAGCCAGCUUUUAAUGGACAGAAUCUUCAACCUUCAGUUCCCUAAUUAUGACCCAGUAUCUGAGAGAAACAAAGUAAAACAAUACUUUAAGAGCCCCAAUCUGUCUCAACUAUGCACCACAAUGCAGAACAAUCUCCAAUUCCUCAUGGAUUCAGCAAAUACACAGACCUCAACAGAAUGGAAAAAGGACACCCUGUUUGACUUCUGUUAUAGCUUGCUCUUCAAGGCUGGAUAUCACACCCUGUUUAGUACAGAGAAUGAUAACAGUGCUAAAUUCACUGAGGUUUAUGAGGAGUUUCGACGGUUUGACAAGAUUUUACCAAAAAUGGCAAGGUGUUCUGCACUUAGAGAUGAGUUGAAAUUUGCCAGCUCAGCACGGAAGCGACUGUGGGAACUGUUGUCUCCAAACUGUAUUUCCACUGAAUCAGUGGCCCAGUCUUGGAUGCAGACCUAUGUUCAGCACCUAAAAGAGCAAGGCUUGGACACAGAGACCCAGCGGCGAGCCAUGCUUCUGCAGCUGUGGGUUACACAGGGUAAUGCUGGCCCUGCAACAUUCUGGUUGCUGGGCUUCUUGCUUACACACCCAGAAGCUCUGAAAGCAGUGAAAAAGGAGUUGUGCAGCCUACAGCACCUACCCUUGGACAAGAGAGAGGAAACGCCGGUGUUAAACAGUGUUCUGAAAGAGACGCUGCGCCUCAGAGCGGCUGCUCUCAUCACCAGAGAUGUGAUGCAGGAUAAAAGGAUUAAAUUAAGCAACAGCCAAGAAUUUGUUCUACGGCAGGGAGAUCGCCUCUGUAUCUUCCCUUUCCUCAGUCCACAGAUGGAUCCUCAGAUUCAUCAUGAGCCAGAGAAAUUUAAGUUUGACCGCUUUCUAAACGCUGAUGGAACUGAAAAGAGCAUGUUCUGUAAGGAUGGGAUGCGAAUGAAAUAUGCUACCAUGCCAUGGGGAGCAGGAAGCAAUUUAUGUCCAGGGCGUGAGUUUGCUAUUUACACUUUAAAACGGGUUGUGCUCAUGAUUCUGACACAGUUUGACUUGGAGCUGUGUGAUUGUAAUGCAAGCAUGCCACCAGUGGACCCCAAUCGUUACGGGUUCGGAAUGCUUCAACCAGCUGGGGAUUUGAAAAUCCGCUAUAAGAAAAAAAUAAAUACAAAUUUAAUUACAUAAUGUAAAACUACAGUCAAAACAGUUAUUGCUACUGCUAUUAUUUGUUCUUGCUUUUUUUAAACAGGUCAUUCAUUCUCUCAUUUGUAAUGUACAUUUUAAGAUCCUGUAACGAUGACAGUGCUCUGUGAUUUUACUUUUGAAAAAUAAAUAAAUAAAUGAGUCAUCUUCUAA